CUCCUAGACAUUGCCGUCCUAACGAUAUGCCAGAUAACAGGUUCCAUUUCAGGGAUGGCCUCUCUUUUGCCUUCUGCUUUUGCCCAUGGCGCGUCUUUCAAUGAUGCUGGUUUUCAUAGGCCACCGGAGCAAUUAUUACUUACUUAGCCUCUCUAGCCUCUCAACCCCCAGCCCCCAGCCCCCCAUCUCUACUUGAUCUCCAGUAAAGUGCAUGGCGUGUCUUAGCGUGUGUGGUCUGUAAGGGGUUUAUUUCAGGCGAGUCCGAAGAACUACGAGUUUGACUAUGGGGAGUAUCGCAUAGAGCGGCUCAUAUUCAGUGUCAUAUGAGUAAGAAGAAAUCGAAGCUUGAUUUAGAACUUGGAAUCCAGGAAUUCGCCGGUAGCCAAGAACCAAGAAGCAGGUACUGUAGUGGAGACAGCUACUAAAAUGACCGUUCCUCUUUUGGUGGAAAAAGCCACUAAGUUUUGUCAUUCAUCAUUCAUCACCCGCUAACAAACCUGCCCAUCCACACAGGCUUCUUCUGCAGCAGGGCGCAAGGCAUAAGAUACCCCACCAGCGCGCAUUACAGGCUUACAGUAGAUACCCAAUCCUAGCACCUGCCUGGCGCUGGCGAUUCAGAACUUCCCGUCCCAUACGCACCAACCUGAACCAAGGACAACAUAACACGCCCAUACCCAUUCAAUUUCUUCCCGACGACGACAAGACGAUGGCUUCAUGUUCUUCUUUGGGCUGAACAGACCCGGGCCUUUCCUUUAGUUUCCAAUUACACGUCACUGAUCUAGUGCGACUCAUCACUGUGAUCCUACCUCGAGGCCCUCCAGUUUGCGACUGCAAUGACGACACAAAAUACGCCCAAUACCUCACAUCUCUUUCGAUUUUAGGACGCUCGCCGUCCACUUCCUCAGUAGUUGCUGAGCCGUAUCGAUUUUUGCCAGCCCUCAUAGUCUCAAUAGUUUGGGCUUUGGCAUGAUCAUACUGCUCAAUGCCGCCUCCAGCUCUUCAACACCUCGGUCUUAUCGACCUCGUCGCUUCUGACCCUCGACCAACAUUCGUCGUUGCAUUACCCGAUCAAUCAUCCUCCAAGAUAUCCCACUAUUCGGCCGAUAUCCUGUACCGAAACCCUGCCUUACAGAACUCUUAUACCCUCGACUACUCCAUUGCCUCCAUUCCGCAAGAUGUUUCCCACUCGCCGUUCUGGAAUUGGGUCACCAGCCCGCCAUCUGCGCCAACUUCUCAGUCAGAUGCCACAGGCCCUACACCAACAAAUACGCAACACUCGCUUCCAUAUCUUGGUGUUUACUGGACACGAAGCAUAGUUCUGGGUCAAUGGGUGGUGAUGAGUGGAAAUGAAACGCCUCCUUCGUCAGAGCCCCCGCGCAAAGUUCGAAUAGAGGGAAAGGAGGGCGUGACAACUAGAAGAUAUCCCCAAAAAUCGCCACUGGACAAUGCGCGCUUACCGUCCCGAAAAAAGUCGGAGAGCAAAACCCCUCUGCAUUAUCGCGAUGAAUCAAACACAGGGCUCAUGGUUCCGGUCUCCGACUCUGAAGCAGAGCCAUUUCUUGACGUGGUUCAAAAUGUGGAUUGGGAGUCGACAUCUCUGGGACCCAUGUCAGAUUGGCCCGCUCAACUUCAGCAUACAUUCAAUCAACUCGUCUCAGAUUCGCGACCAGUAGCGCUCUAUUGGGGUCCCGAGUAUGUCACGAUCUACAAUGAAGCCUUUUCAAAAUACUGCGGCGCUCGACAUCCUGGACUUUUAGGACGACCAGCGCCUGAAGCUUGGCCACACCUCAAGACAAGACUUGAUGAAAUGACGGCUUCGCCAUCGAAGAACUAUUCGAAUGCUGAGGAUGAGUCCAAGUUUUUCAUCCCCUUGGUAGAUGGCUCACAUGAAGAGACAUAUGUUAAAUCUUCUAUGGUCCCCAUUGUCUACGACAAGAAAUGCCUCGGAAUCCAGCACUCGCUACUUGAAAUGACCUCGAGACGACUUUGGGAGCGAAGGAUGAAAAUGCUUAUUGAUCUAGGUGAGGCCCUUGUCUCUACAAAGGAUGCCAAGUCGUACUGGUCUAGGACGAUUGAGGAAUUGGAACGCUGGAGCCCUGCCUACGAUGCUCCUUUGGCUUUUUUGUACUCUGUGGCAGAUGACGAAUCCGACACUACCCUUUCAAAAUAUGAUUGUCCCAAGAUUUGUCAUCUUGAGGGCUCUCUGGGCGUGCCAGAGGGACAUGCGAUUGCUCCUCAGGUCCUUAACCUCAGGGAAACAGAUGAGGGGAUGGCUUCUGCUAUGAGAAAGUCAUUAGAUCACCGUCAACCAAUCCUUUUGCAGACAAAGGACGACACAUUGCCAAAAAGCCUGUUGCACGGUUUAGCAUGGCGCGGCUUCGGUGACCCUUGCCAGGCUGCCAUUGUGUUGCCUAUUCGUCCAACUAAAGAGGAAAACACUAUGGGUAUUCUGUUCUUAGGCUUGAAUCCUCGACGCUCAUACGAUAACGAUUAUCGGCAGUUCAUAUCCUUAUUGAACCAGAAGCUUACGAGCUCUCUUGCUUCCACAGUUCUCUUGGAAGAGGAGACCCGGCGGCGGCGCAACAUUACCGAGCAGGCUGCCCACGAUAAUGCUAUGCUUACGCAGCGGCUAGAGUACCAAACUGAACAGGCAGAGAGAUCCAUGCAAACGUUUACCGCGGUUGCUGACUUUAUCCCCGUGGGCAUGUGCUUUGUUGACGUUGAAGGUAAUAUCACCUUUGCCAACGAUGCCUGGCAUCGUAUCACCGGAUGCCCAAGAGGGCCAAUCGUGCAAAGCACACUGCUCGAGUCAGUAUUCGAGGAAGAUAAACAAAAAGUUAUACAAGCAUAUAAAGACGUCCAGAAAGCCGACACGGUUACUUUCGAAUACCGUAUCACCCGAAACGAUAACACUGCAGACCCUAAGAACUUCAAGUUUCCCACAAGUCCUUUAUCUUCAAAUGGCGAAAGAGUCUUGCGUCAUAUCCUGGCUUCUACAAAGGCCGAGAGAGCUUCAGAUGGCAGUGUCAUUCGGAUUCUUACUUGCCUGACUGACGUAACGGUACAAAAAGACACGGCCGAGGAGGCGGUCCGCAGGGCACAAGAAGCGGAGAAUCUAAAGCGCCUCGCCGAGUUUGCCACGGUUGGAAUGUACGAUGUCAGCAUGGAUGGAAGACUGCUUAGCGCGAACAAUCUUUUCUGGGAACUGACAGAUUUGGAAAAGGUCGAUCUCACAAAGACCGAUGUGAGGCCCUGGCCAGAAUGUGUUGUGAAGGAAGAUUUGCAUAUCCUACAGGAAAGCCUCGACAAGCUAGUCGUGUCAGGACGAACUGAAACGGCCGAGUUUCGACUCCGCAACGGCUUGGCGACAGAGGACAGCAACGGGAAUUCAGCUGUGGCUCCGCGAUGGGUGCUUGCUACGUUUAUGCCAGUCAGAAGCUCUGACGGCGUGAUUCAAUCCUUUACCGGCUGUCUGAGCGACGUGUCGAUACAGAAAUGGCAAUUGGAGCAGGAGAAGCUUCGCAAGGAAGAGGCGAUUGAGUCGAAGCGUCAGCAGGAAAAUUUUAUUGACAUGACCUCACACGAGAUGCGGAAUCCAUUAAGCGCCAUCCUUCACUGUACUGACGCAAUUAUUGCCUCUCUUGCAAGAGUGCAAGACAUCAGUGACAACUCUGCACCUCUUACACCAACACGAAGCGGCUCUCAAGGCGAAGAGAGACGUGUUGGCGAAAGAUCCGUUGAGGAGAAGAAGCUCUUGGAGGACAGCAUCGAAAAUGCCGAGACCAUUGUGACGUGCGCUCAACACCAGAAACGCAUUGUUGAUGACAUUCUCACAAUGUCGAAACUUGACUCCAAGUUAUUGGCCGUAACGCCCUGCACGGUAGAUCCGAUCCAAAUUGUGAACGGCGCUCUCAAGAUGUUUGAAGUGGAGGCUCGUCGUGUAGACAUUGAGCUGACUUCUUAUGUCGACAAGUCGUACAAGGAUCUCGCAUAUGACUAUCUUGACUUGGAUCCAAGCAGAGUUCAGCAAGUCCUGAUCAACCUCCUCACGAACGCGCUGAAGUUCACCAAGACUGGCAGCACCCGGCAUGUCACUGUCGGGUUGAAGGGGUCUCUGGAACCACCAGGAGAGGACAUGACAGUGGUUCAGUUCAUCCCUCGAUUCUGCGAUGUUACAGAGGAAUACGACCAGCCCGCGCUUAAGGGACGUAUUCGCCCCGUGUAUCUCUUGUUCGAGGUAAAGGAUACGGGCCAGGGUUUGACGGUGGAAGAGAUGGGCAGCCUCUUCAACAAGUUCGUUCAAGCGAGCGCCAAGACACACACUAAGUACGGAGGAUCAGGACUUGGGCUGUUCAUUUCCCGACGCUUGACAGAACUCCAGAACGGUGCGAUUGGUGUCUCUAGUCAACCUGGCGUGGGAUCAACGUUUGCGUUCUACAUCGAGGCUUUUGCACCAAGCGAAGCCUCCCGGAACGAAGCGCUCGCUGCCGCGGCUGCAGCCAGGUUGAUUACUGGUGCUGACGGUACGGAAGCUGAUGGCAAACGGCCCUGCCGAGACAUUCGCUUGCAGAAGCAUCAAAACCCAGGAGGAAAUGUUCGGCUCGAUGGGAUUCUUGUUGUCGAGGACAACCUGAUCAACCAGCAAAUUACGAGACGCGGGCUGACGGACCGAGGCUACAUGGUAGAUGUUGCUAAUCAUGGAAUUGAAGCGCUCGACAAGCUAAAACGCAGGCAAGGUGGUGUCCCGGGACUUGGCCUUAAGGCAGGCAGUAGUCGCUCGGGGAGGAGUAACAUGAACCCGCUACCUAUAGCUAUCAAUCUCGUUCUUAUGGAUAUCGAGAUGCCGGUUCAAGAUGGGUUGACGUGCACGCGAAUCAUUCGCGAACUAGAAGCAGAGGGGGAAAUCUUUUGUGCGUCUGGAGGUCGCAUUCCCAUCAUUGCUGUUACGGCCAACGCACGGCCGGAACAGGUUAUGGAAGCCAAGCAGGCUGGGUGUGACGACGUUAUGGUAAAGCCAUACAGGAUACCGGAGCUCAUUGAGAAGAUGCAAGUGGUGGUACGACGAAUGGGGGGACUCAGCCCGAACUCGCCAGUGAGAUGAUUGGCAUCGUUUAGAGGGCUGGAAAACAGCUACAGCCCAGGUGAGAUUGCAUUUCAAUUCACGAAUGUUGGCGUUGGCGAAGGUCAGGGGCCACAGCGAAAUAGAGACGGGAGCAUCAAGAAGUUGAUCUCAAGCUGUCUGGAACAGGCUGAGACUGGUGGAACUACCAACCGAAACAUGGCUGGUAAAUAAAAAGAUGGCAUAAGAAGGAGUUCAGGUACAUAAUUGCAUAGGCACAGCGGAGUUUUGGUCUUGCUUGAGGAUAUAUUGCAUAUCAUGGUACGGGACAGCGUUGAAUGGGCAAUGACCACCUUUUAGGGAACGGAAUUCUGAUGAAUGAAAUUUCAGAGCAAGCGAUAGCACUUUAAAUUCUUAGAUUCAAAAAUAAAACAAAAUAUAUCAGUCAUGAUUGGAGUAAUUUUUUGCUGG
Molecule: messenger RNA, 5530 nt
Organism: Fusarium verticillioides 7600
Lineage: Eukaryota; Fungi; Ascomycota; Sordariomycetes; Hypocreales; Nectriaceae
Exons: 2
Coding region: 983-5101 (1372 amino acids)
Biological process (GO): regulation of DNA-templated transcription; phosphorelay signal transduction system; phosphorylation
Molecular function (GO): phosphorelay sensor kinase activity
Source: RefSeq, a predicted model, not a curated record